CCUCCACCCGGACUGGGAGUUCCUUGGGGUAUGGUUACAGGGCAGCCAACUCUGAGUGCGGCCUUUUGGGGGCUCUGCUCCGCGCUGGGCGGGAGGCCGGCCAGGACACUCCCAGCCCAACCUCCCUUCGAGGGUCGUGCCUUGAACUCAGGCUCCAGAUACAACGACCCUGAGAGAAACUGUGUUGGUAGCGGGGUGUACCCCACUGUCUGGGAAGCCGGAGAGCCCACCGAUUCCACGCAGACUGGCGGCAGGGAGAGGGCGAGCGGGACGCAGCACUACCAAAUGGUCGCCCUCUGCGGGGUUCCCCUGCGGCUUCGGGAGAGGACUAGGCGGGGCGAGAAGGGCCGGGGCGGGGCCCUGAGCCCAGGGUCCCUUUCGUUUUCCACCAGAGCCGCCGAACUUCCGCGUUCAUGAGAGGACGCCUUCCAGACGCGCCCUUUUCCCCCUGAGCCCGAGCCUCCAGGCUCGCGCAACACAGCAUCUCAGCCCCACGCACCGGCCGCGCAAUAUGGCCUUAACUUCAGUGGCUCCCCUGCAGCUCCCACAGACGCACGGACAAAUCGACUCGUACGCUAGAAGCGAAUGAGCUGCCGGGGUGCCCUGUGGCCCGCGCGCCAUGCAAUCCCCGCCCGACUGGCCCCCGGCGCCCGGCGCUCUACGGCCCUCGCCCUUCCCGCACCCCAUGCUGCACGCCCUCCACGGCCUGGCCCGCGCGCUGCUGUUCCCAGCCUACUGGGCCCUGGACCAGCUGCUGGGCUACUGGGCGCCGGCGACACGCUCCGGCGCCCUGGGGAGGCUGAGCGCGGCGGCUGGCGCGGGGGCGGCGCUGCUCCUGUUUCUCAUCAGCCUGCCCCUGGCGCUGCCGGGUCUGCUGCUCUGGCUGCCGCUACAGGCCUGGCGCCGCCCCUUCUGCUACCAGCCUCCCCCGCAGUCCUGGGCGCCACCAGCGCCCUGGCGCCCGCACUUUGAGCCGGCGCGCUGCUUCGGCUUCCUCAGCGCCAACCUCUGCCUUCUGCCCGACGGGCUGGCGCGCUUCAGCAACCUGCCGCACAGCCAGCGGCGAGCCCAGGCCGUGGGCGCCGCGCUGCUCGCCGGCCUGAGGUCCUCGCGCUACGGAGCCACGGACUGCAGCCCGCCGCCAUCCGGCACGCCGCGUGGUGUGCUGGCGGCCGCGGUACCUGCAGGCCUGGACUUCGUGUGCCUGCAGGAGGUGUUUGACCUGCGAGCUGCACGCCGCCUCGUGCGCCGCCUGGCGCCCAACCUGGGCCCAGUGUUGUACGAUGUGGGCGCGCUCGGCCUACGGAUGGGGCCGCAUCUCAAGCUUCUGGGCAGCGGGCUGCUGCUGGCCUCGCGCUUCCCGCUGCUGCGCGCCGCCUUCCGCUCCUUCCCCAAUGGGCGCCGCGAGGAUGCGCUGGCCUCCAAAGGGCUGCUGUCGGCACAGGCGCAGCUGGGCAACCUGGACGGGCGCCGCAUCGUGGGCUUCCUGCAUUGUACGCACUUGCACGCGCCGAGCGAUGAUGGGCCCGUGCGCUGCAAGCAGCUGGGGCUGCUGCUGGACUGGGCUGAGCAGUUUGAGACCGAGAGCCGACAGGGUGGUGAGGAGGUGGCCUUCAGCGUGCUCCUAGGAGACCUGAACUUCGACAACUGCUCGCAAGGGGACUCCCGUGAGCAGAAGCACCAGCUCUUCAGCCGUUUCCAGGAUCCCUGCCGGCUGGGCGUGCGCCGGGAGCAGCCCUGGGCCCUGGGGACAUUGCUGAGCACCCCGGUGCUCCACCAGUCAGAAGCUAGCUCCCCGGAGAUGCUUCGCAGAGUCCUGGAGCAGGAAGAGGGGCGCCGCCUGUACUUGGCUGGCCAUCCCCGCGUAAGCUGCCCCGCUGAGCCCUGGCGGGGCCGGCGCCUGGACUAUAUCUUGUACCGCGGAGUACCUGGGGCCCCGCUGAGCCCGGAGGUGGAACAGGUAACCUUCAGCACUGCCCUGGCGGGACUAACAGACCACUUGGUCGUCGGCCUGCGACUCCGAGUGUCAGCACCCUUGUGACCCGGGAACGUACAGACCGAC
Molecule: messenger RNA, 2062 nt
Organism: Loxodonta africana (African savanna elephant)
Lineage: Eukaryota; Metazoa; Chordata; Mammalia; Proboscidea; Elephantidae
Product: sphingomyelin phosphodiesterase 5-like
Exons: 7
Coding region: 620-2041 (473 amino acids)
Biological process (GO): sphingomyelin metabolic process
Cellular component (GO): cytoplasm
Molecular function (GO): sphingomyelin phosphodiesterase activity
Source: RefSeq, a predicted model, not a curated record